This is a messenger RNA of Melanotaenia boesemani (Boeseman's rainbowfish), 4463 nucleotides long. It is a transcript of the gene tfeb, whose product is annotated as transcription factor EB. The coding region runs from base 406 to 1944 and encodes 512 amino acids. Gene Ontology annotation, biological process: humoral immune response; regulation of transcription by RNA polymerase II; positive regulation of DNA-templated transcription. Gene Ontology annotation, molecular function: DNA-binding transcription factor activity, RNA polymerase II-specific; protein dimerization activity; RNA polymerase II cis-regulatory region sequence-specific DNA binding. Gene Ontology annotation, cellular component: nucleus. NCBI's taxonomy places the organism in Eukaryota, Metazoa, Chordata, Actinopteri, Atheriniformes, Melanotaeniidae. The transcript has 12 exons. The record is from RefSeq and is a predicted model, not a curated record.
AGGGGAAGAGGGAUAGAAAGAGAAGGACGGGUAGGAAGCGGAGCUGGCAGUUGUGAGAAGGAGGAUAGUGACUAAUAGCGACUGCACUCUGUCUACUGUAAGCUGGUCGAAGUUGGGAGGAGUGGCUUAACAGUCUGUAUAAGCAAGUUGGCCGAGCCGGCAAACACCUCUCUGGUGUGUUUUGACACGUGGAAGAGCAGAUUUCACCUGGAUACACUAUGUUAUCUUUUAGAUAGCAGGAGAGUUGCUGCUCCUCAGCAACCAGACAUGUAGUGGGCAGAAUAAGCAGAGUGUAUAUCUUUUUGUGAGCUGUCUUUUCCUCUCAAACAGCCUCCCUUACCUCUCGGGCUGGACUGUGCUGCAUUAACGUCGGCUCGCCCUCCCCUGCCCCCUCGCCCCCCAGCAAUGGCCUCACGCAUCGGGAUGCGGAUGCAGCUGAUGCGAGACCAGCUGCAGCAGGAGGAGCAGCGUGAGCGGCAGCAGCAGAAUGCAGCCCUGCAGUACAUGCAGCACCGCAUGGCUGCACCACCUGCACCCACGCCAGCCAUUAGCACCCCACAGCAAUACCAAAGCAUGCAGGUUCCAGUGGAGGUUCUAAAGGUGCAGACCCACCUUGAGAAUCCAACAGACUAUCAUAUCCGUCAGUCACGAAGACAGCAAGUAAAAGAAUACCUUUCAACCACCUACGCCACCAAACAGACGGUCCAGGCAGUAACAGGGCUAAUGCCACCAUCUUCUCCCACCAACAUGGCACCUGCAGGGGGAUCAGCACCUGCUCCCCCACCUCUCCACUCCCCACACAUGCGAACAGAGCAGUUAAUGUCAGGCAGCAGCGCCCCCAACAGUCCCAUGGCCAUGCUCAACAUUGGCUCCAGCCAUGAGAAGGAGAUGGACGAGGUCAUUGAUAACAUCAUCAGCAUGCAGUCCAGCUAUGAUGAUGUUCAAACAUACAUUGAUCCCAUCCAGAUGCCAAACACACUCCCAUUGUCAAGCAGUCACCUGGAUGUGUACACAGGUCCUGGAAUGAAGGGGCCAGCCAUUACUAUGACAAGUAACUCCUGUCCUGCCAACCUAACCAUCAAAAGAGAACUUUCAGACACAGAAGCCCGUGCGCUGGCCAAGGAGAGACAGAAAAAAGAUAACCACAAUCUGAUUGAAAGGAGGAGGAGAUUCAACAUUAAUGAUCGUAUCAAAGAACUGGGCACCAUGAUUCCCAAAACCAAUGACCUUGAUGUGCGCUGGAACAAAGGCACUAUAUUGCGGGCAUCUGUGGAGUAUAUUAAGCGCAUGCAGAAAGACGUACAGAGGUCCAGAGAGGUGGAGAACAACUUCAAACGAAUGGAGAUGGCCAACAAACAGUUGGUGCUACGAAUUCAGGAGUUGGAGAUGCAGGCUCGUCUGCAUGGUCUGCCCAACACCUCUCCCUCUGGCCUCAACCCAACUGAAAUGAUGCCUUCUUAUAUAAAACAAGAGACCAGCCCAGAGGAGAACCUUUCUCACCCCCAACAACAAGCCCACCAACAGCCCCACCAGCUACACCAUAAUCAGGCUCAGGCCCAGCAGCACCAUUUCCUUCCCCAGACCCACCUCCAUCCUCAGGGUCAGGCUCAGCCUCAGCCAAGGCAUCUGCCACCUCUCCCCCACCACCUUCAACCCCAGCAGCCCAUUCAGUUCCCAGCUGUGGGCAGCUCCCAGCCUUUUGACUUUGCCCAGUCGCUGGACUUGUGCGAUGGGAUACCCGGAUUCUCAGAUGGCAUGUCUGGGAUGGAUGACCUGGGUGGACUGGAUGUCCAGGGGAGGAGAGGCGAUCUGAGCUUCUUGAUGAUGGAUGAGCCUUUGUCCCCUAUGGGUGGAGAUCCGCUGCUCUCUGCAAUGUCUCCUGAGGCCUCUGUCGACUCCAGCCGCAGAUCCAGCUUUAGCAUAGAGGAUGGAGACAUAAUGUAGACACAUGCACAUAUAUACACACACUUAAACACACAAGGCUUCUGGGUGUUCACGGUAAAAACGUAAACAACACAGAAAAAUAACACAGCCCAAAAAAAGGAAAGAAGGAAUCAUGUAUGCAUCACACAAUUCUUACACACACUUGACACUCAGUUGUAGUACAAUUAUCUCUGCUACUGUCAGAAGAAGGUACACAGCACUGACACAGAUGAAAACACGCUUCAUAGAAUAAACAUUUGCACUCAUACAGAUGAGCCUGUGAGUUAAUCUGAGCAGCUUGAAACUUUGCCCAGUAGUCUGAGCAUUUACAAGCACAGCCGGCACAUCCCAGGUUGGUUAUAUAGCACACUGGCCUCGAUUCCAUAAAGGUGGCUCUGAAUCAUAAUUGAAGAGCGGACAAAACCAGCAGUUAAUUAGACUUACACUAUCAGAUACAAGGACAACCGAGUGCAUUGUCUCAUGUGAUAGAGGGCAAGUUUUGCACCACACACAACCUCUUUUAAUAACUGUAAAUGAUUGAAUGAAUGAUAGUUAAUAAAAUAGAAACAGCUUUAUGGUCUUGCAUGCAUAAUUUAUCUCGUGGGGGAAUUAGUGUGCCAAAUUGUUGCGUUCCUCACUCUGCUAUUCCACUGUUUCCUUUAGGCUCCUUUACACCUUUCAGUGUUGAUCAAGGAUCUGUGUUGGUCUUCAAAGCUGGAGCGUAUUUCUUUAAAUGUCCACGUUUAAAACCUCAGAGGAUGGACAAUGGACUGUUGGAGGCCCAAAAAAAUCUAGCUCUAGAUAAAGCCUGUUGUUACAUUUGCCCUGUUUUUACCCAAAAUUCAUGUGUUAUCACUGACAUAUAUACACACACACUGCCAACCCCAGUUUUUUCAAUACUCUUUUCAUCCCCUUUUCUACAAUGUCUGAAGACCAGGAAGUGGUUUUCACAUGAAAACACAGUUAAGGGUGUUGGAGAGAAGGUUGAGGGGAAAUCCACCUUAUCAAAUCCAUCAACAUCUAAUUCUCAGAGGUGUCGAAUACUCAGGUACUGUAACAGAAGCAGGAUCAAAGUCAUAGAUGUUCACUAUAAAGGUGCAUAGUCCCUGUCUGUGUGUGCCUUUUGAUUUGUGCAGCUGGUCCUUGUUAUGUUUUAUAAGUUUGGGUUCAUUUACAGCCUUAGAUUCAAUAUCACAUUCAAUUAUGCCGGUAAAUGCAUUUAGCUUCUGUUUGCUUCAACCAUGCCUUUAUAGGCAGAAAGUUAACUGUCCUUUUUUUUUUUUACUUUGUUGGGUUUGUGCAAGAGGCUCAUGCGAAGAAAGGAGUGAUGAGGUUUAACAAGAAAAAGAAUGAGAAAGUUUGCUAGUUUUUUCAGUCAGCAUACAGCUCACAAACAUGCAUGCAUGAAACAUGCAGACACUCAACCUACCACACGCAUUCUUGUGCUCGGAUACAUGUAAAUAAAUUGCAGUGUGCCCUGAGGCUGUUUUCAGAUCAGCCGUCUCCCUCCUUGUGAUUAAAGUGCCACCUGCAGAGGUAAAAGCUAAGGUCGCCGUUCAAGCUGUCAUGUAAAGGUAAUUCAUUUAUCCAGUUGUCACAGUGAUGGCUGGAACAGGUUGUGGUGAACCUGUGCUGGAACUGCUGAGUUAGACCUGGGGCUUGACUUUGAUUUGUUAUGGCUUUUGAUCAGAAAUCAUAACAUUAGAAAACAGAAAAAGAUUUAAGGUGAUUUUUUUCUUUUUUUUUUUGAUUAAAAGAAGUGUUUGUUUUCUUUAUUCUAGAGUUUGUUUAUUGUACCUCCCAAAGCACUGGAAAGUAUUUUAUUGUUUUUCUUUGUACAUUGAAUAUGAUUUGUUUCAGACGUUGGAUGCCACUAAGCCACUUAACUGUGUUUUAUUUGUAUUUGUUCUUUUAGUUUUGUUUUAAUUUUAUUCCAAACGGCCCUCUUUUUUCAGAGCCAUUUUAUGGAAAUGCUCUGUAAAUGCAUUUAAGCCAAUGAUUCAAAGGAGGAGUGGGAAAACAUUUAUAAUCUUCUGAAUAUCAAAUGAAAGAGGAAGAGAUAAUGUACAUUGAAGACACUUUUUUAUAUGAUUGGGAUUUUAUUUUUCUCUGCUUAGACGUUUUAAUUUGGAGCCAAACAUGCAUAAAAGAUUAUUCUGUAAUUUUACUGAAAUGAAAUUGCUCCUUUGAUGAAUGUAAGGUUUGCGGUCAGACUGAACUACAUCAGAAUUUUUCCCCAGCUGCCUCCCUCCUCUCUGACUGUUGUGUCCAUGGAGACUGGAUAUGACCAACUUUAGAAAAAGUCUGAACCAGUGUUUUGUGAUUGUCUGGUGUUGUACCACUGACUCUGCAUUUGCUGUUGUCCAGAUCUGUGCCUUUCUGCUACAGUUUGACUGUUGUUGCACAGCCACUCAGCCAACACUCCAAAGAGCUCAUCAGGCCUCCUCUGUUCUUCCAUUUGAGGGUGUUCUGAAGGGCAACCACACAGGGAAAAGUGCUUCUGAAUUUACUGAAGAUAUAAAAUGUUUUACCAGAAUCCA